AUGGCUUCAUCUCUUUCGAUCUCAAUGUCUCGCAAUGUCGCAAGGACGGCGCGCAAGUCGGCCUUGGCUCACUCUCUCCGAGGAAGCAUUGCUGGAAUCGCGACAUUGAGCCACAGCUGGAAGGGGAUUCGACAGCAGGGAGAAACGCUACCCAACUACUGCAAUGGAAAGUUCGUCGAGAGUUCUGCCUCGAAGCUCAGCCCUGUACAUGAUCCAACGAACCAAGAUGUCCUCUGCCAGGCCCCCGACACCACUGCCGAGGAGUUCGAGGCGAUUGUAUCAGCGGCUCAGGAAGCCUUUCCAGCAUGGAGGGCUACUUCUCUGCUGGGUCGACAACAGAUCAUGUUCAAGUUUGCCGCUCUCCUUCGCGAGCAUCAGCAGGAGAUUGCCCGCGUCAUCACUUCCGAGCAAGGGAAGACCUUUGGCGAUGCUAUGGGUGACGUGCUGCGUGGUCUGCAAGUCGUCGAGUUCGCUACAGGCGCUCCUUCUCUUCUGCUAGACAAGCGAUUGGAAGUCUCGAGCAAUAUGGACACGUUUGUGCGCACCGAGCCUCUUGGCGUGACUGCCUCGAUCAACCCCUUCAAUUUCCCAGCUAUGUGCCCCCUCUGGUCCAUUCCUGUCGCUCUAGUCACAGGCAACACUCACAUCGUCAAGCCUUCAGAGAGAGUGCCGGGUGCCUCGCAGAUCAUCGUCGAAUUGGCAGAAAAGGCAGGUGUACCUCCUGGUGUGCUAAGCGUUGUGCAUGGCACCCACGAUACGGUCAACCGGAUCUGCGAUGAUCCUCGCAUCAAGGCCAUCAGCUUUGUCGGUAGUGACCGUGGAGGAGCUCACGUUUACCACAGAGGUACCAAGAAUGGCAAGAGGGUGCAGUCCAACCUGGGCGCAAAGAACCACGCCGUCCUCAUGCCCGAUGCCGACAGGGACGCCGCCCUAGACGCCAUUGCCGGAGCUGCCUUUGGUGCUGCUGGUCAGCGUUGCAUGGCCCUCUCCGUCGUCGUCACGGUCGGGGACGCAGGCGAGUGGAUCGAAGACGGUAUCAUGCAGAGGGCAAAGGCGCUCAAGGUUGGCAACGGCAUCGAGUCGGACGUGGACCUUGGUCCGCUCAUCUCGCCCGCCGCUCGCAAGAGGGUCAUUGAGCUAAUUGGCUCCUGCGAAAAGGAAGGUGGCAAGAUCCUACUGGACGGUAGGAAGUUCAUGGCAGACUCACUCCCUGAUGGUAACUGGGUGGGUCCAAGUAUUUUGGAAGCCAAGCCCGGCAUGAGUUGCUACGACCAGGAAAUCUUUGGACCUGCGCUCGUUGUGAUCCGUGCAAAGACCAUCGAUGAGGCGCUUGCAAUUGUGAAUGAGAACCCCUACGGCAAUGGAGCGGCCGUCUUUACGACUUCGGGCAAUGUGGCUCGGAGAUUCGAGAUGGAGUGCAAUGCCGGACAAAUCGGAGUGAACGUGGCCGUCCCGGUGCCAUUGCCCAUGUUCAGCUGGAGCGGUGGCAAGGCCUCUGUACUUGGAGGUCACGGCUUCUACGGAACGGCGGGUGUGGAGUUCUACACAAAGAGGAAGACGAUCACCAGCUUGUGGAAGCCAAUCAUGCCCCCUUCGGCUACCGGGUCCCAUUCAGGCAAGGCAUCGGUGAAUAUGCCAACCAUGUCGUGA
This is a messenger RNA of Microstroma glucosiphilum, 1650 nucleotides long. Its product is annotated as putative methylmalonate-semialdehyde dehydrogenase mitochondrial precursor. Gene Ontology annotation, molecular function: malonate-semialdehyde dehydrogenase (acetylating, [NAD(P)+]) activity; methylmalonate-semialdehyde dehydrogenase (acylating, NAD+) activity. The record is from RefSeq and is a predicted model, not a curated record. The coding region runs from base 1 to 1650 and encodes 549 amino acids. Lineage: Eukaryota; Fungi; Basidiomycota; Exobasidiomycetes; Microstromatales; Microstromataceae. Gene Ontology annotation, cellular component: mitochondrion. The transcript has 3 exons. Gene Ontology annotation, biological process: thymine catabolic process; L-valine catabolic process.